Messenger RNA from Myotis daubentonii (Daubenton's bat), 2220 nucleotides. RefSeq names its product family with sequence similarity 187 member B (gene FAM187B). The record is from RefSeq and is a predicted model, not a curated record. Lineage: Eukaryota; Metazoa; Chordata; Mammalia; Chiroptera; Vespertilionidae.
GGAGGUCAGAAUGGUAACCAGAGGAUUUAUUCAUCUCUCCAUAACCAGUACUAAGAAGUAUGCCCAGAACAUAGUAGGUGUUCAGGGAAAACAUGUUGAAGGUUUACAUGUGACACUUUAAUGCCAAAGCACGGGGGUGGUAGUGAGAAUCCUGAAUGGACAAAUUAAGCUUCCUCCUACCCAAGCAAAGUGGAGGGCUUGGGAGAGAAUUAAAUAGGGUUGCUCAUUUGUCACAAAACAAAUAGGGAUUGUGACCUUACACACCCAUGGGGUGUACCCCAGUUCAUUCUGCUGCCCAGGGUUGAAGCCUGAGCUUCAUGAGUGACCUCACAAUGUCCAGGGUGGUGCCCGGCCCACUGCCACAGUCCCAGUCCACCAUGAUGACCACCCCAUGGCUGCUGCUCAGCUUUGCUGUCCCACUGCUGGGUUUCUAUGUUCCUAUCAGCUGUCCUCAUAGCAAGCGAUGCCAACGAGCCCUACUUUCCAACAAUGAUGUCUCUCUGUACUGCAACGCCUCUGGUGCACAGUGGUACUACUACUUCCUACAAGAUGGGACCAACUGGUCCAUCCACCCGCUCAGCGUUUCAAACAUAGAAGCAAUGUCUGAAGGCAGCAUUCUCAUUAGAAGUCCAUUGCCAUCCCAGACGGGUUUAUACAGCUGUCGGGACAAGAAAGACAUCCAAGUGGUGCAGUAUGAGAUUGACUUCCAGGACAUUAGCACCCUGCACAUUACACAUAGAGACCUGGGCCAGAAGCCUUUGCAGAAUGAGACCCUGAGUCUGGGCAGCAAGGAGAUCAUCUUCACCCACUGGGAGCCCUGGCAAGACUGUAACCGCUGUGGCGAGCCCGGUGAGCGCAAACGCCUGGGGUAUUGCUACAUCCAGGAGCCUCUGGGGAACUGCGUCCCCUGCUUGCUCUACCUGGGAAAUGCUAGGCUGUGGUCCAGCCGCAUGCGACCUGAGAUGCAGAUAGAAGCCUGCCAUGUCCAGUGUGAAACAUCAAAUACGAAGAACAUUGCCUUUGAAAUUGCUUUUGACAACUUCGAGCUCAGUGAGGAGUCAGGAUCUGCAUGGCUCACCUGCUUCUUAGGAUCCAUCUAUAGGCCCAUCAUCUGGGAAGCCGACAGCAAGUCCCUGACCUGGCAGGGCCAGCUCUCCGGCCAGGACCUGAGCACCGUCCUGGACCCCGCUACUGGGGGCAGGCGGCUGCAGGUCUUCCGGCCAGCCAUUUACCAGUGCUUCGUGCACCAGAAGCUCGUGGCUCGAUUCAACCCCAGGCCCCAUGUGGGUACGAUGGAGGUUCUGCAGAGAGAGAAAGCUAGACAACAGCGAGAGGCAGGAGAGGCCUGGAAGGGGAAGGCCAGCAACUCCCGCCUCAAGGGCCUGAAGCUGCUGCUGGUGGGCACCAUGCUGGGCCUGCUCGGGAUGCUGCUCAAGCUCUUCUGCCCGUCACGGAGUAAAAGAAGAAAACAGGUGCUUCUGGUGAAAUAAAGUGAGCCUGCAGUCCUCAGGAGACCUGGCCUCCUGAGCCUUCGUCACCUCAACUGUCCUUUCCCCAGCCUCUGCCCUGUGCCUGCCCCACACCACACUCCGAAGGCAUAAGGGCCAAAUACCCGUGGCCACAGCUAAGAGUGACUGCACUCUUCCCUGCUCCAGGUUCUGCUGUUAACUCAUUAGCAAUCCCCAUUCCACAGAUGAGAAACUGAGACAAGAAGGCUACCUGGCUAGUCAUUGGAAGAGGGGGGCGGGGGGCUCCGGUUCAAACCCAGGUUGCCUGGCUCAAGCCCUGUAUUCCUCACAAGGGAAAAAGGAGGGGUGGAACGAGGCCAUCGGGGGAGGAAUGCCUGGGGUUGGUAAACUGUAACCGCCUCACUCACUGCACUCUCCUAAGGACAAGGACUAAGACAGGGAGGGGAGUGGGUAACCUCAGUCCCCCCAGAUCUGACCUGGUCCGCUGCCUUUCCUUGCCUGCCCCUUGCCCCACCCUGCCCCAACUGUGCCUAUGGCCUUUCAGCUUCCCUAUAUCUCUCCAAGUCAGAAGGUGCUGCCACAGGGGUGGCCUGGGACAGUGGGACACACACCACCUUUCCUGUCUUGCAGUGGAGAGAGCCCCUUCAGACCCCAAAUGUAGACAGGUCCCUCCACCAGGGACCUGUGGGUCCAGGCAGCCCACAGAAAUCACUGGGACUAACUAUUCCAGAAAUUAUAUACACUGUUUGGC